GGCGUGCCCGCCCGGCCGGCCCCUGGCACGGGGGAGGAGUCUGCUCCGCGGGCCGAGCUCGGCGGCGCCGGUGCCUUAAGCCGCGCUGGGGGGGCGGCUCGAACCCGAGCGGCCGCUGCGCUUCGCCCGCCUGCACGGCCUGAGGACAAGCGCGGGACGAUGUCGGAGGCGCGGCACGACAGCACGAGCAGUUUACAGCGGAAGAAGCCACCAUGGCUGAAACUGGACAUCCCGGUGCCAGCGCCCGUGUCAGUGCCAGAGGAGCCCCUCCAGCCUGUGCAGCCGACGCGGCGCCAGGCGUUCCUGCGGAGCGUGAGCAUGCCGGCCGACAACAGCCGCGUGCCGUCCCUGCCCCACGACGGGAGGAGACCGGUGCUACAACGACAGACCUCAAUCACCCAGACCAUCAAGAGUAGACAGGUUCGGUUUCAGAGGAGUCAGACCCUGCCCGCUCGCGGGCCCCGGGUGGGCAGGAGUUCCCUGAGAAAGCGGCAGUCCCUGCCCCGAUCGUUUUUCAGAGGCACAGCAGACUGGUUUGGGGUGAGCAAAGACAGCGACGCGACUCAGAAGUGGCAGAGGAAGAGCCUGCGGCACUGCAGCCUGCGCUACGGGAAGCUGAAACCUCAGGUCAUCCGGGAGAUGGACCUGCCCAGCCAGGACAAUAUUUCUCUAACCAGCACAGAGACUCCCCCUCCCCUCUAUGUGGGACCCUGCCAGCUGGGCAUGCAAAAGAUCAUAGACCCCCUGGCCCGCGGCCGAGCGUUCCGCAUGGCUGAGGACACCGACGGCUGCAGCAUCCCCCACACGCCCAUCACCCCCGGGGCCACGUCCCUCUGCUCCUUCACCAGCUCCCGCUCCGGCUUCAACCGCCUGCCCCGGCGCCGCAAGCGGGAGUCGGUGGCCAAGAUGAGCUUCCGAGCGGCCGCGGCGCUGGUGAAGGGCCGCUCCGUGAAGGACAGCACGCUCAGGAGGGCUCAGCGGCGCAGCUUCACCCCGGCCAGUUUCCUCGAGGAGGACACGGUGGAUUUUCCGGAUGAGCUCGACACUUCUUUCUUCGCUCGGGAAGGAGUCCUUCAUGAGGAGCUCUCUACUUACCCAGAUGAAGUGUUUGAGUCGCCAUCAGAAGCUGCAAUCAAAGAUGCUGAGGUGAAACCUCCAGAUCAGACGGAUCUCACAGGAGGUGCCUUGGACAAAAACGAGCUCGAAAGAAGCCACUUACUACUCCCCCUGGAGCGCGGCUGGAGGAAGCAGAAGGACGGGGGCCUGGCGCAGCCCAAGGUGCGCUUGCGGCAGGAGGUGGUGAGCGUGAGCCCCCCGAGGCGCGGGCAGCGCAUCGCCGUGCCCGUCAGGAAGCUCUUUGCCAAGGAGAAGAGGCCCUACGGGCUGGGCAUGGUGGGCAAGCUGACCAACAGGACGUACCGCAAGCGCAUCGACAGCUACGUCAAACGGCAGAUCGAGGACAUGGACGAUCACAGGCCUUUCUUCACCUACUGGGUCACCUUUGUGCAUUCCCUCAUCACCAUCCUGGCUGUGUGCAUCUACGGCAUCGCCCCCGUGGGGUUCUCACAACACGAAACUGUUGAUUCAGUCUUGCGGAACAGAGGGGUUUAUGAAAACGUCAAGUACGUUCAGCAGGAAAACUUCUGGAUCGGCCCCAGCUCAGAGGCCCUGAUCCACCUGGGGGCCAAGUUCUCACCGUGCAUGAGGCAGGACCAGCAGGUGCACAGCUUCAUCAGCGCCAAGAGGGAGAAGGAGAAGCACUCGGCCUGUUGUGUGCGGAACGACAAGUCGGGCUGCGUGCAGACCUCGGAGGAGGAGUGCUCAUCCACGCUGGCCGUGUGGGUGAAGUGGCCCCAUCACCCCAGCACACCGAUGCUGGCAGGGAACAAGAGGCAGUUCGGGUCUGUUUGUCAUCAGGACCCCAGGGUGUGUGAGCAGCCAGCCUCGAUGGAGCCCCACGAGUGGCCAGACGACAUCACCAAGUGGCCGAUCUGCACAAAAAACAGUGCUGGGAAUUACACCAACCACCUCCACAUGGACUGUGUGAUUACAGGCAGGCCCUGCUGCAUUGGGACCAAAGGAAGGUGUGAAAUAACCUCCCGGGAGUAUUGUGAAUUUAUGCGGGGCUAUUUCCACGAGGAGGCAACGCUCUGCUCUCAGGUGCACUGCAUGGAUGACGUCUGUGGGCUCCUCCCUUUCCUAAAUCCAGAAGUCCCCGACCAGUUCUACCGCCUCUGGCUCUCGCUCUUCCUCCACGCUGGGAUCCUGCACUGUCUGGUUUCAAUCUGUUUCCAAAUGACGAUCCUGCGGGACCUAGAGAAGCUGGCAGGAUGGCACCGCAUCUCUAUCAUCUACCUUCUCAGUGGCAUCACUGGGAACCUUGCCAGUGCAAUAUUUCUACCCUACAGAGCAGAGGUUGGCCCUGCAGGAUCCCAGUUUGGGAUUCUGGCCUGUCUCUUUGUGGAGCUCUUCCAGAGUUGGCAAAUCCUGGCACGCCCAUGGAGGGCUUUCUUCAAGCUGCUGGCUGUGGUGCUCUUUCUUUUUGCCUUUGGCCUCCUGCCCUGGAUUGAUAAUUUCGCUCACAUUUCAGGAUUUAUCAGCGGUUUCUUCCUCUCCUUUGCCUUCCUGCCCUACAUUAGCUUUGGGAAGUUUGAUUUAUAUAGGAAACGAUGCCAAAUUAUAGUUUUCCAGCUCAUCUUCAUUGCACUCUUCUCAGGACUCGUGAUUCUGUUCUAUUUCUACCCCAUCAAGUGCGAGUGGUGCGAGUUCCUCACUUGUAUACCAUUCACAGACAAAUUCUGCGAGAAGUACGACCUGGACGCACAGCUCCACUGAAAGGCAAAGGCUGGCUUCUCGAGCAGGCCCUGGAGAUGGACUGUCUUUGCAUUUGCUGUGCCAGUUCCAUGGGGACAAAGCCUCUAAUCCAAUGACACUUCUAACCCUGCCCGUGGUUAAUUUAAACUGUCUCCUUAGCACUUGGCAGGCAUGUUUUUUGCCUUAUCUCAGAAGACUCUGAAAACAGAACGUUUGUGCCUUGUUCAAUUGUAUUGAACCUUUUCUGCUGCCAUUAUUUUUAUUACACUAGUUUCAAUACUACAUUUUUAACCAGAGUUGUUUACUACUGCUAAGGUGGUGAUUAAACAGUGAGGUAGCGUUUUAGCUACUGUUAAUUGUU
Molecule: messenger RNA, 3175 nt
Organism: Myiozetetes cayanensis
Lineage: Eukaryota; Metazoa; Chordata; Aves; Passeriformes; Tyrannidae
Gene: RHBDF1
Product: rhomboid 5 homolog 1
Exons: 19
Coding region: 160-2835 (891 amino acids)
Biological process (GO): regulation of protein secretion; regulation of epidermal growth factor receptor signaling pathway
Cellular component (GO): endoplasmic reticulum membrane
Molecular function (GO): serine-type endopeptidase activity
Source: RefSeq, a predicted model, not a curated record